AUGGAAAUUCAUUGGUUCAUCCUAAUGCAAUUGGUCCUACACUCUAAUCACCCUACUAACACCAUCCAAGCUGGAUGCAUCUAUUUGAAGAAGAAACAAAUACCAUCUAUUUCAAGUUCACCUAGAUUAGUCAACACAUCACCUUUUGUAGGACAUGAGAUAAAUUGGAAUGAUUUCUCUAAAUUGAUUAUGCCAUCAACUGAAUUAACACAGUCACAGUCUGAUGAGAUCACCAAAUUUUGGAGAAAAGGUAACGAACACAUGAAAUACAGAUGGGAAACUCGGACAUUGUACUGUCCUGAGAUCAUAACAGAAAUGAAUGAAAUCCUAUUAUCACCCAAAGACAGCUGGGAUUCAAGACUUGUCAAAUUAUGUAGAGAAACACAUUCAGAUGAACCAUUCAAGAAUGUAUCAAAGAAAAAAGCUUUCUUUGCAGGCUUAUGUCAAUUUCUUUUAUCAAAGGAUACACCAUUCAAAGUUUUACAAGUGAUUCAAUUUGAGUUAUUUGAGAUGAGAAAAAUUAUCAGUGAUUCAAUUGAAUUUUAUGAUUCUGACUGGUGGUAUUGGUUGAAGAAAACCAUUGCUCUCAACAAAUCAAGAUGUAUUGAAUCUAUUGAGAGACUAGCAUCUGGAAGAAUUGUAAAUGAUCAUGAUCAUUUCAGAAACAUCAUUAACUUUUCAGCCUUCCAAAAAGGAUUAGGGGAAUAUGGUAUAAGCUUAGUUGGUGAUUGGUCACCAGCAGAUCAAAAGGCACUUUUUCAGUUCUGGAUAACUGGGAUAUCAAAGAAUUCAUUUGCACACAAAGGUACAUGGUUCCCUACCAAUCAGAGAUACCUGAAAAUAUGGCACCAAUGGAUCAAAUCAAGGUCAUCAAGUUCUGGUCAAGCAGUGAGUGAACUCUUAUCUGUCAAAGAUAAGUAUCAAACUAAUAUGUUGAUAUCUUCCCAAUCAUUGAAGGAACUGAGGAUACAAGAACUUUACAGAGGUAUAUAG
Melampsora larici-populina 98AG31 is the source of this 993-nucleotide messenger RNA. RefSeq lists its product as uncharacterized. The transcript is spliced from 6 exons. The record is from RefSeq and is a predicted model, not a curated record. Bases 1 to 993 code for a protein of 330 amino acids. Lineage: Eukaryota; Fungi; Basidiomycota; Pucciniomycetes; Pucciniales; Melampsoraceae.